Messenger RNA from Gasterosteus aculeatus aculeatus (three-spined stickleback), 3724 nucleotides. Its product is annotated as kelch-like protein 11. Gene Ontology annotation, molecular function: protein binding. The record is from RefSeq and is a predicted model, not a curated record. Lineage: Eukaryota; Metazoa; Chordata; Actinopteri; Perciformes; Gasterosteidae.
ACGUAACGCGGCCACGCCUCUCCGCACUGCGCAUGUCAGCAAACCUGUCUUGUUUCCCGAUCUGAAGCUGGUUCCUUUUUCGUUAUUUCCAAAACUUCAGUCGACUAUGCUCAAUGACGGUGACACAAAAAGCACAAUGGCGGCGGCGGCCCCCAACCCGGAGGACUCCUCCAGGAGCGGCAGCGGCAGCGGCAGCAGCGGCGCCAGCACGCCCAGCGCCCUCGUCGGAGACGGGGACGCGGAGGAGGCCGAGGACUUCACCUCCUCCUCCCACUGCUCGGAGCUGUCGCGGCGGCAGAACGAGCAGAGGAAGCAGGGCUCCUUCUGCGACGUGACGCUGGCCUUCAGCAGCGGGGCGGCCAGCGGCAGCGUCCAGAGCUGCGAGUUCUCCGCCCACCGGUCCGUCCUGGCGGCGGCCACCGACUACUUCCCGCCGCUGCUCGGGGGGCAGUUUUCCGAGUCGCUGUCCGGUCGCGUGGAGAUGAAGGAGUGGAGCUCGGAACUGGGGCCGGACCCGGACACGGUGGAGAGCGUCAUCCAGUUCAUGUACACGGGAGAAAUACGAGUCAGCACCUGCAACGUGCACGAGGUGCUGGAACUGGCGGACAGAUUCCUCCUGCUGCAGCUGAAGGACUUCUGUGGCGAGUUCCUCAAGAAGAAGCUGAGCCUGACCAACUGCGUGGCGGUGCACAGCCUGGCCCACAUGUACACCCUGGACCAGCUGGCCCUGCGCGCCGCCGACAUGAUCCGCCGCAACUUCCACAAGGUUAUCCAGGACGAGGAGUUCUACACGCUGCCCUUCCACCUGGUGCGGGACUGGCUGUCCGACGCGGAGAUCACGGUGGAUUCCGAGGAGGUGCUCUUCGAGGCCGUGGUCAAGUGGGUGCAGAGGAACGCGGAGGAGCGAAGCCGCUACUUUGAGGAGCUGUUCCGUCUCCUGCGGCUGCCGCAGAUCAAGCCCACCCACCUGACCAGGGUGGUGAAAGCCGAGCCGCUGGUGGCCGCCAACGAGGCCUGCCUGCGGCUGGUGUCCGAGGCCGUAGAGGGCCACGCCAUCCGCUUCGAGAACCUCAAGUCGACCGACAUGGAGUUUUGGUCCUCCCACACGUCCUCCUUUCAGCCCCGCUUCGGCCAGAACAUGGACGUCAUCAUGGUGGUGGGCGGCGUGUCGGAAGGAGGGGACUACCUGAGUGAGUGCGUGGGCUACUUCAUUUACGAGGACCGCUGGGUCAACCUGCCGCACAUCCACAACCACCUGGACGGCCACGCCAUCGCCGCCACCGAGUCCCACGUCUACGUGGCCGGCUCCAUGGAACCGGGCUUCGCGAAGACGGUGGAGCGUUACAAUCCCAAUCGCAACACCUGGGAGCAGGUGAGCAACCUGACCACGCGCAAGCACUCCUUUGGCCUCACCUGUAUCAAGGACAUACUGUACAGCAUCGGGGGCCACGGGAACUUCAGUCCGGGUUUCAAGGACGUCAGCGUGUACGAGCCCGAGUACGACAAGUGGCACAACCUGGAAUCGGCCCCCAAGAUCCUGCGGGACGUGAAGGCGGUGAGCGUGGAGGACCGCUACGUGUACGUCACGGCCCGCACGCCCGUCGACACGGACAACGAGGACGGGCUGAAGACGGUGACCACGCGCUACGACACGGAGAGCCGCCAGUGGCAGGACGUCGACUCCCUGCCCCUCAUCGACAACUACUGCGUCUUCCAGAUGGCGGUGGCCUCCACUAACUUCUACCACACGGCCUCCUGCUGCCCCAAGAGCUACGCGGAGCGCGAGGAGGUGGCCAAGCAAAAGAUCAGCGGGCGCAUCUCCGACGAGAUCCUGGAGAGCCUGCCGCCGGAGGUGACCAGCAUCGAGGGCGCCGCCAUCUGCCACUUCGACGAGGACGUCUUCAUCAUCGGGGGCUGGAAGAACAGCGACGACGUGGACAAGCAGUACCGCAAGGAGGCGUACCGCUACUGCGCCGAGAGGAAGCGCUGGAUGCUGCUGCCGCCCAUGCCGCAGCCCCGCUGCCGAGCCACCGCCUGCCACGUCCGCAUCCCCUACCGCUUCCUGUACGGCUGCCAGCGCUACCCGAUGCCCCAGAACCUGGCCCGCCAGCGGGAUCGCAUGCAGCAGAUGCAGCAGCUUCACCGGCGCACGCUCACCUUGCGCCGGCAGCUCCAGUCGCAGAUAGAGUGCUGAGGCGGUCCGCUCUGAACGUAGAAGGGAGGGGGGGGGGGGCGUCAACCCAGCAACCCCUCACUCCCACUGAACUCCGUGCCCUCGGGCCUCUGGUGCUGCGUUGGGUCCAUGGCUGAUUCGACCCGAGGCCGCGAAACGUGAGGACGGGUGUGCACCGACCCGCUGGUCGUCUCUGACGAAGGAUGAGCGCGUUGUAAAUAUGUGAAUAAGAGGAUUCUAUCUCGUCCAACAACUGAAUCCGUUUGUCAAGUAUUUUGGUAUAGCUGUUUAUUUGUUUGUACAUAAAUAGGAUAACGGUGUAUAUGUAAACAUUUACAUGGGUAUGUUACAUUCCUUUUAUUGUGUGCCUGAAGUGAGGAGCAUUACCAAUAACUGCAUUCCUACAUUAAAUUAAUCUCGCUUAAUGAAGUCUCAUUCCAUUUUAACACUGUGACAAUCUCUUCAUUUAAGUAGAACUUAUGUCUUAGUUCUACCUUGGAACGGCUUAACAAAAUGUGAAUGAUUUCAGAAAGGCUUUUCAUCUUAAUCUUUAGUUUACUUUUAUUUUCCCUUCAAGAGUAUGCUUAUUUAUAAUAUAUGUUUAACCUAUUAAACACAAGAGAACUAGGGAUUUUUCUCCUGGCAUACGGGGGGUGAGGGGGUGUUGUGUAAUUAUAAGAUAACUGUGAUAUUGAAAAGAUAAAGAAUAAGCUAUAAUAUGUCAUCUUAACAUUGAAAUGUUCUAUUUGGCCAUUGCAUUGGGCGUGAAUCACUGGCAAUGGCUCAAUCAUUCCUUUCUUUUGCACUUGGCAGUCUCCUGCUCGGUGCUUUUUUAUUAGUUCCUGAAAAAUUGUUUAUAUGUCAGAGUGUGUGUGUGUGUGUGUGUGUGUGUGUGUGUGUGUGUGAUUUUGGUUCGCAGAGCUUCUCUAACUGCACUUUUUGAAAUGUAAUUGUCUUAAAGAAACAGGGAUUUAAGUUGCCGUUGCACUUUGACUUUGCUUAUGUUGUUUGUUUCUUAUCAGACAAGUUGAUUGUAUUAUGGAAAGGCUUGGAUUUAGCCAAAAAACCUUAAAGUAAGUAUGUUUUGAUCUUUAACAAACACGUUCUCAAUAUUCACGGACUUGUUUCCAACAUGCAAUGUCUUGUUAAACCUUGUGUUAUUGUCCUAAAUUCCAGCUGGGUGUAUAUUAUAGAUCUGCUAUGUUGUUCUGUUGUCUCCUCUGACCCUUCUUAUAGACAUGAAAAUGAGAUAAAAGGGAUCAAAUGUACAGGCAAAACAAACAGGACUGUUAAAGGAAUUUGCUGUGACUGAGAAAUUCCCGCUGUGCAGCGCCGAUUACAGCGUCAAGGUUUGCGGGGCGCAGAAAUUAUAUUCAUUUCCACUUUUGGGACCAACAAAAAUAUCACUGCAAAUAUUGAGUGGAAUACACUUUGUAAUUUGCCUUGCAUGUGAUAAUUUGAAAUGGUGUUUUCUUUAUAUCAGAUGUAAGAAAUGCUAAUGUCACUUGCAAAUAAAUAAAGUUGUUUCGUUAGUCAAACUGUUGCACUCAA